Molecule: messenger RNA, 2350 nt
Organism: Suillus paluster
Lineage: Eukaryota; Fungi; Basidiomycota; Agaricomycetes; Boletales; Suillaceae
Exons: 9
Coding region: 1-2103 (700 amino acids)
Source: RefSeq, a predicted model, not a curated record
AUGAGUUUGGAUGAGCGUCGGGCACUCGAAGCGCUGAAAGAGGACAAUAAUACCACCAUCGACGGCUGGCAGGAAGACUGCGAUGACUUCAGCUUUGGUGAUGUCUGCAAUGGAACGGAGCCACUCUCCAUCAGCCAUGCUGGUGGCGAGUUCACUGACCUCGCUAGAGAGGUUCUAGGAGACUUUUGGAAAAUUGCGCUCGUUCAUCAAGGCGUGAUGCCUUGUUCACCUAUAUCACCAACUGUCGGAAUCACUACCGAAGCUCUGGAUCUAUACCGUGUAGCGCAUCUUAGAAGUCCUCAAUUGUCUAUCCAGGCUUUCAUCAAAACCAUGUGCGACUUGCAUGGCGUUGGUUUCCACAGACACUUAUCUCCCAUGGUAUCCGAAUCAUUACGACAUGACACGCCUGAUUGGCGCUUGAAACACGCCUGUCCCGCAUGUACGUAUACACUAACAGACAAACGCGAGUUAACAUUUAGCAUCCUCUAUGCCAUGGAUGGUAACGACUCUUUAAAAAGAGUCCUCCGAAGAUCUCUAGAUACUGACGAUUCUCUCAGUACAUCUUCGGAACUUCCAAUGGGGCAGCAACUGGUGAGUGACUGCUACCUAUCUCGCACCUUUGUCGAUCAGUUUGCACAGGACUCCACUACUGCAGGUGAUGAGGAUGUACAUCUCGAGAACUCGUGUGAAGGACGCUGGAAGAACAUGGACGACGCAAAGACGAGGCAAGCAUGGGGCGUUUAUGAUGAAACGGGCAUUUUUGUGGCCGUGUGCCGCCACGGAUUCUCUCUGCUUGUUGUGGAUAUGGUACAGAGCAGGGAGCUGUCAAAGUAUCCUUUGGCCGUUGUUUCAAAGUUGCUGGAUGUAUUUGGAAGCAAUCUGGGUGGCGGAUAUGACAUAGGUUGUCAAUUCAAGACCACGCUUGACAACAGCUCCCUUGGACCCCUUGCACGGUCUAUGCAUCACAUGUGCCUUGUCGGUGCAUUCCAUGGACAUGCGCACAGGCGAUUGUGCCAACUUUUCUCGCUUACUACUUACAUCAAAGGUUUGGGCCUCGAGGAUCUGGAAACGUGCGAACGGACAUUCUCAAAAUCCAAUUCGCUAGCGUCUUCACUAUGGUAUGCAAGUGUAUUCCAUAGACAACAGGCCAUCGACACGUAUUUCGAGCACAAUGACAAUUUUGAAGUGUACGCAAAUCUUUCCGACUUUUUGUACAAUAACUACAAGCAGAUGCUUGACAUCGUGAAUGACGGGGAUGCGACCCUACCAAACCUUAUGCGAGAACUCAACAUUAUGGACGAGACCGUUUUCGAGCACUGGCUGGAGGAAGAAAAGGUAUAUCUUCAAGGUCUGACACGAGAACCCGAGGUCGAAACUCUACAGAUGGAGUAUUGGCAGAGGUUGGUUAGUCUUACUGCGAGCGAGGAAACUCUGGACGCUGCGAUAACAGCUUUCCAGGGCUCAUCGCACCUCGAGGCUGUGCCAUAUGAUGUGCAGGCGAAGAAUACUCGCAAUGCCGAGACACUCGAGUGCAAGCUCGAGAUUGAGAAACGCUGGACUCCCCACGAUGCAGAGUGGCAGAAGGUUGGGAGACUCGUGGCCAACCGGAAAUACCAGCGUGCGCUGGAUCGUCUUGAAGGAUUGAUCGUUGCACGCAUAUUUGAGCUGACGAGGAUGAACCGUGCGGGCACAGGCUACAAACUGCGGAAGCAUAUCGCUAAGGCCUUGCAAACACGUUCCGUCGCCAUCAGGACUGCCCUCAACACAUACAAUGCUAUCGCUGGGUCAAUGCACCCUCUCCACCGGACGCUUAAGUGGGACGAGGUCGUAGAGUACGCGUUCCUCGCAGACUUCGACUUGCUACGUGAUACACAUGCGGACGUGUCUCGACACCCUUGGUCAUCGACUGCUGCUCGUAGCGCAAUGGACCUCCACUUCAAAAUGUGUCGGGCACGUGAAGAGAUCAAGCAUCUCGAUAUUGAGGUACGACGCCUCAUGACCUAUAUACAUGAUGAAGAGAGGUAUCUACGGGAAUGCGAGGAUCAGUUAAAAGACACCAGCCCAGCCCUUGCACAUCAAAUCGCCAUCCACCGAAACACUUGAGGUCGCUUCAAUGCACGUCAUCUUAAACGGCUUUACGACAUAUCAAAGCUUCCAGGUUUCAGUGGGACACUAACCCCUGGUGUUAGCGCUGACACAAGUCCUGGGGAGAGCGCGAGUGUAGCUAACGCACAGAUCCCCACCCAGAUGCUUGUUGAACCCCUGCCUGUUGAUCACACCGCAUCCCCCUUAGACGUAGACACCCAGGAUGACCUGGAUGAUGAGGAGGAAGAGGACGAGGUAGCGGAAC